AUGCCACGCCAGGAUCUGCAGCAGGCGCCGAAGCCCAAAGAGGAGAAGAGCAAGAAGAAGGCCGACACGAAGCCAAAGGACGAGGAGGGAGAGGAGAAGACGAAGGCUCAGAAGGAGCCGAAGCCUGGCAAAGCGAAGGAACAAAAGCCAGAGACAGCUCCUAAGGAUCAGGCGGACAAAGCGCAGCAGAAAGCGCCGGAGAAGGGGAAAAAUCAGAAAGAGUCGAAGCAACAAGACUCGAAGCAGGAUCAGAAACAGCAAGACCCGAAGCAGCAAGGCAAGAAGCCACAGGACCAGAAGGCGUCGAGUGAAACGGAGAAAGGGCAGAAGGAAACAGCCACAGGAACGCAAAACUCCAAGUCGCAGACCUCGCAGCCUUCCAAGGCGACAGCCACAGCAAACACCAAGCCGGCCCAGCCCGCUGGGCACACCCAACAAGGGCAGAUUCCGGAUGCCGCGCCCGAGCCCGUUUUCCUUGUGGAUGAGCGGCCGUCGAAGAAGCGCAAGGAACCUGAGAGGGGCACGCAGAGUCAGGAGUGGGCGGACUUCCUCAUGCUGGAUACCAGCAGCAAGCAGGCAGCAGAAAGCCUUGUGCCAACUCCAGCCAUCGCCACGGCGGCCUUGCCGACUACCAUGAACUUCACGACGCAGAAACCGGAGCUGUUUUCGGAGGCCACCCUGCCUCCGCCAGCUUCGGAGGUGACAGCCAGGACUCUGGAAGAGCUGGAAAAGAAGAGCGCGCACCUCAAGGAGUUGUUGACAGUCGGCCGGGACCCGGACAUACUGGCAGAGAAGGUGGACCUGCAAGCCGAAAGCAACUCGUCUUCUUCCAAAGCAAAGCAGAAGCGAGAGAAGCAGAAGCAGAAACAGUUGGCCAAAGCCGUGCCAGACAUCCGAGUACAGGAUCUUGCACCUGCCGGCUCACAGCAACCGCCAGCAGGCGUCUCCCAGUCGGACACAUCGGAGAAGUCCAUGCGACAGUUCUUCCCUCGUGGAUCUCGAGUCGAUCGAUUGAAGUGCGAGCCAGUGACUUCCUCGCGUAUGCGCGUGGAUUCACCCCACCCGCGAAAAGAUGGACUCCUGCUCGAGGACUGGGAUGACGAGGGUGAUGAUGACGACGAGGAGGGUUCCGAGUCGGAAGAUGAUCGCAAGGCCGUGGAGGGUGAAGACGUCGAAGAGAAGCGGCGCUUGCUCCGGGAGAGGUCGGCCCAAAUAGUGGGACGAAAGAGGAGGAACCAGAAGACUCGUAUUGUUCGCCGAUGUGAUCCUGAUCCGGCUCCCAGCAAAGGCUGCGGAGAUCCCCGGUGCGAACACUGCGGCAAAGCUUGCACGAAGAAGGCCAAUGAGACAAAGGCCGCUGCCGACGAAACCCGACGACGACUCGCGCGUCGCUGCAGACGGCGUGAAGUAACCAUAAUACCCCUUUCCGUCAACGAACGUCAAGGAAGAGGGCUCAAUUUCAGAGUAAAUCACUUUCCCGUCAUGAGUCGCGAAGAGGUCUAG
This is a messenger RNA of Symbiodinium necroappetens, 1503 nucleotides long. Lineage: Eukaryota; Dinophyceae; Suessiales; Symbiodiniaceae. The record is from the annotation of a GenBank genome assembly.